This is a messenger RNA of Mesorhabditis belari, 351 nucleotides long. Lineage: Eukaryota; Metazoa; Nematoda; Chromadorea; Rhabditida; Rhabditidae. The record is from the annotation of a GenBank genome assembly.
AUGUAUUUCCGAGGAAGAGCUCUGGAUUCUGGAUUAAUGACAGACAAUCUUCUUGGAAAAGAAGAGUUCGAUCGAAUUCUUGAGGAGAAUGCCUCCAGUCUCGUCGUCAUCGAUUUCUUUGCAACAUGGUGCGGUCCCUGUAAGAUUAUGGGACCGAAAUUCAACAAAAUGUCUAACGAGUUCACUGAUGUGAUUUUCGUGAAGGUGGAUGUAGACGAGAAUGAGGAUAUCGUCUCUCGUUUUCAAAUCAAUGUCAUGCCUACAUUUAUAUUUAUGAAAGGCGGCAAACAAAUUGACUCUGUCGAGGGGUCAAUGGAGGAUCAACUUCGGCAAAAAUUAUCAGCGAAUCAU